CAGCAGAGGUGUGUCAUACAACUGAUGCGGAGGAUAAGGCAUAGAGCUGCACUGAACUGCUGCACAGCUGUGAGUACAUGAUCAGAAAAAAAAUACUGUACUUCUUUAUAAAGCACAAAUGCUUCUCCGUCUGCUCAUCCUCUCAGUACAGUUCAGCCUGUAAACUGACACCUCAGUGCUGGAUCCUACGCACCAAGGUGCAGCUUCAAACAUUUCAAAUUAAAAUACCCUUAAUAAUUGUCAACAUGAAUGCAUCAAUAGAAAAUGUUGAGGUUGACUGUUCCAAAUCAGGAAGACACAAUUACUUGUUCAUCACUGUCCCAAUAAUUUACAGCAUUAUAUUUGUUGUAGGAAUUUUUGGAAAUAGUCUUGUGGUGAUCGUCAUUUAUUGCUACAUGAAGAUGAAGACAGUGGCCAGCAUAUUUUUAAUGAAUUUAGCCAUUGCGGAUUUGUGUUUUGUGAUCACGUUACCUCUGUGGGCAGCAUACACAGCCAUGCGCUAUGAAUGGCCUUUUGGUAGCUUUUUGUGCAAAUUGGCGUCAGGAGCAAUUACAUUAAAUUUAUACACAUCUGUACUUCUACUUACGUGUCUCAGCAUUGACCGAUACAGAGCCAUUGUGCACCCAAUGAAAUCUCGCAUUCGCCGCACCAUGAUGUUUGCCAAAUUAAGCUGUAUUGCAAUAUGGAUUCUUGCAUCUUUAGCUAGCCUCCCCACUUAUGUCUUGCGGAAAGUAAUCCUCAUUAAAGAAGAAAACUUAACAGUUUGUGCUUUUUACUACACGUCCAAUGAAACACAAAAAGUAUUGAUUGGAAUGGCCAUCACAAAGAAUGUUCUUGGAUUUUUCAUUCCUUUCUUGAUCAUUUUGACAAGCUACAUCUUCAUUGGGAAGACACUGAAGUCAACAUUCCAAAGGCAAAGAGGCAAAUCCAGGUAUGAUGACAUACUUAAAAUGAUAGUGGCAAUCGUUCUGGUGUUCUUCUUCUGUUGGCUUCCACAUCAAGUGUUUACUUUUCUGGAUAUUUUGAUCCAGCUGGGGCACAUAAAAAGUUGUGUAGUAGAAGACAUUGUAGACUCGGCUAUGCCAAUUACCAUAUGCAUUGCUUACUUCAACAGUUGUCUGAACCCAUUUUUGUAUGGGUUUUUUGGCAAGAAUUUCCGGAAGCACUUCCUGCAACUUCUUAAAUACAUACCACCACAGAUAAGGUCACAUGCAAGCCUGAACACCAAAACAAGUACUCUUUCUUAUAGGCCAUCAGACAAUAACAGAGCCUUAGUCCGAAACACUUUGAAGUUGAAUGUACAUGAAGAAAUACAUGCAGGGGGUACUUAAAAUGGGAAAAAUAAAAGACAGAAAAACAAAGCAUUUAUAUACAAUGGCAUGGGAAUGGAUGAGUCGAUGAAUUGUAGAGAAAAAUACCACUUUUUAUUGAAGAAAAAAAUCUUAUAUGUCAAUAACUGCAAUUAUGUUAGCCAAUUUCACUACUGAGUCACACCAAUUCAUGCUCUACAGCCACUGACAUGUGUAUUCCAAUAACUUCCUGCUUUUGGGUGUCAGCUGGGAUGGUCUAUCUGAUAUAAUGGCAUGAGUGAUCCCAGUGCUAUGAUAAUAAAAAAACUGUGAAAAAAAA
This is a messenger RNA of Rana temporaria (common frog), 1629 nucleotides long. It is a transcript of the gene AGTR1, whose product is annotated as angiotensin II receptor type 1. Lineage: Eukaryota; Metazoa; Chordata; Amphibia; Anura; Ranidae. The coding region runs from base 78 to 1331 and encodes 417 amino acids. The record is from RefSeq and is a predicted model, not a curated record. The transcript has 2 exons. Gene Ontology annotation, biological process: immune response; regulation of vasoconstriction; G protein-coupled receptor signaling pathway. Gene Ontology annotation, molecular function: angiotensin type II receptor activity. Gene Ontology annotation, cellular component: membrane.